Molecule: messenger RNA, 3837 nt
Organism: Coregonus clupeaformis (lake whitefish)
Lineage: Eukaryota; Metazoa; Chordata; Actinopteri; Salmoniformes; Salmonidae
Product: neurogenic differentiation factor 2-like
Exons: 2
Coding region: 1228-2307 (359 amino acids)
Biological process (GO): regulation of DNA-templated transcription; nervous system development
Molecular function (GO): protein dimerization activity
Source: RefSeq, a predicted model, not a curated record
UGAACAUUUGGAUUAUGGUAUAGCUAUGAUUCUUCGUUUGGCACGAUGUUAUUUGCCCUUCAACUUUUAACAGCGCGGACCUCCAUUCUGUGUGUUAGUUAUAGGCUGGGCGUGCAAUAUAAUAUUCCAUGCUUAUUUUGUUCAGAAAACAGCUAUCCACAAAGACAAGCUCUAGUCUACAGCAUAUCUCUGUGGACAAUCGAAAAAAUAGCAACAAUCUUCCUCCUGAAUGUAAUUAAUUUCAGUAGUCAGACAGUAUACGGCAUUAAUUUGAUUAGUGAAAAAUACAAAAUAAAGCCUGUUUCUAUGGAUCUAUGGAAACAGAGAGAUGAAGAGAGAAAGAUACAGAGGGAGAGAGAGGGGAGGCAGAAUUAUUCUUCACUGUCAGCUAAUUAUUUUUGCGUCUCAUGGCAUAGAUGGAAUAUUUAUCGAUGAUUUUAUCUGGGUGUUCAUCUUGGAGAAAAUGAAAGGGAGGGUGGGGCGUUAUUGAAAGCGAAUGUACAGUAGGCUAAUGCGGACGUGAUUUAUUUGUGUUUGUGUAGUUUUAUCAUCCACAAUUAUCCUCCAACAGCACAACCUUUUACAUUCCAAAUACAUCGAUAGCUCCCCUAAAUCACGCAAGCACAGGCCAUGCAAGAGGAGCUUAUUGUUGCAAUGUUACAACAAAAAAAAAAAGGUUUCUAAAAUGCAUUUUUUAUAUAUAUUUGAAGACUGCUAAAAGGAUACAAGCAAUUUCUCCAACAAAAAGUGGUUUAGAAUCGUUCAGUCGUGCAUACUGAAUUAUGUGUGAAAUAUGUUUCUUGUAAGGUAGUCUACAUGGUCUGUUAAUUAAACGUUUUUUUGUUAGUUUUUUAAUUGAGCAAAUCUCUUGAGCCUGAAAUUUCAAAACGAGAUUCUGCCUCUGGCACACCCUCGAGAUAAUUAGCACCGUAUUCCUCCUGGUUGACUUUGGGUCCACACACAUCACGUAACCCAACCACAGUUUUCCAUAGCCUAGCAGAGAUACAAGAGAUGUACAGUGAUUUAGGGUGACAAUAUGUUAUUGGUUUGAGAUGGUUUAAACUGUCCAUCUAUCAUCUCUUUGCACUGGCUAUUUACAUUCAAAUACCAUCUCGUUUCUCCUUUUCGGAUAAUUUAUGCUAUUUUCAAAAAAGGCCUGGCUCAAUCAACUUUGUAUUUUUGGAUUAUAAUCUUUGGAUGAUAUUCUAAUUGGCGUUUGGUGCCGCAAUGUUGACUAGGCUGUUCAGUGACCCGUCGCUGCUUCCCGAUAUGCAUAAGUAUUCGGCCUGGGCAGAGGACAGCGAGAGCGAGGACUCGAAGACCAAGGAUGAUGAGGAUCACUGCCGCGUGGGCGAUGACGACAUGGAUGUCCAGGACCUGAGAAGCAGCCGGGCACAUUCUGAGAUCGGCGGUGAAGACGAGGAGGACGACGAGGCGGAUGAGGACGAAGGAGAGGACGGUGCAGAAGGGGACGGGCCCAAAAAACGGGGCCCUAAGAAGCGUAAAAUGACACCUGCGCGUAUCGAGCGCUCCAAGAUGCGUCGUCAGAAGGCGAACUCACGGGAGAGGACGCGCAUGCACGACCUGAACUCGGCGCUCGACAAUCUGCGUAAAGUGGUGCCCUGUUACUCCAAAACGCAAAAGCUCUCCAAAAUCGAGACUCUCCGUUUGGCCAAGAACUACAUCUGGGCCCUCUCUGAGAUCCUGCGCUCCGGGAAGAAGCCUGAUCUUGUGUCCUACGUGCAGACGCUGUGUAAAGGACUGUCCCAACCCACGACCAACCUGGUUGCGGGUUGUCUGCAGCUCAACUCCCGAAACUUCCUAACGGAGCAGUGUCCGGAGGGGGGACGCUAUCCCGGCUCCAACUCCUUCUCCAUGCAUCCUUACCCCUACCAGUGCUCCCGCCUCUCCAGCCCUCAGUACCAGUCUGGUUCCAACUCGCAUCCCUUACGGACACACGGGUACUGCUCAGCCUACGAUUCACUGUACGGUGGCAGUGGAUCUCCAGAAUACAACAGCCCAGACUACGAGGGGCCCAUCUCCUCUCCCGUGUGCAUCAAUGGCAACUUUUCUAUGAAGCACCAGGGCACUACGUCCCCCGAGGUAGCCGAGAAAGGCUACCAUUACUCUAUGCAUUACUCCGGCCUGGCCGGCUCUCGCCCCACUGCUGGCCACAUAUACGGUUCUUCAGCGGUGCGGAGCAGCAUCCAGUCUGAAAACGUAUCGCCUUACCACGACAUGCACCUGCACCACGAAAGGGCCCCCGUCCCCGUAUACGAUGAACUCAAUGCGUUUUUCCACAACUGAAACGGCAGUAAAAUUGCCAUGUGUGUGAGUCUUCUUGCAAUCAACAAUCAAUUAGUUGCCCACCUUUGGCAAGGCGCGUGCACGGUCACCCCCCACCCCCUCCCCUAAACCUUAGUCCCAAAGGACUAUGACACCAGACACUGACCAUUGUGGAAAAAGCGUUUUAUUUAUUGUUUUUCUAUGUCCUUUUAUAUAAUUGUAUUUAUUUUGUAUCUAUUCUGUGACGAUGGGAUGCUGUGAAAAUGUUGCAUUUGAAACGGAAUGUGUACAGAUUUGACGGUGAUUGACAUAUGGAUUAUUAUUGAAAUAGCUAGAUGAACAGAGUUAAAAUGCAACCAGAUAGUCACGUUUAUAACAUUGUAACAACCGAUGAUUCUGUAACUAAUUUGGAAAUAAUAGCCUAAUCUGAAAAUAGAUGAUUAAAUUAAGAAGCAGGCAGUGCACUUAAAAGAAAGCACGUCGCAGAGAUAGGAAGAUAUAUAUUUUUUAAUGUCGACAAUUGGCAACAGCUAUGUCAGAAAAUAAAACAUAUUUCACAUCUAUGCAAGAAAUAGCCUACGCCAAACGAGUAUACAAGGACCAAUUAUAGGCUAUAUCUAAAAUAGUGUACAUGAAAUCAUUAAUUUAAUACUUCUCAACAAUAUCGUUUCAUUGCUGCUCGGCCCCUAUUCUGACUUGCCAUAACACACACGGGGGAAAUGCUUGACGUCUCAUUUUUUGUUGCGGGACAUGGAUUCAAGUUAAAAUUGUAUGUCCUCACCAUGAUGACACAGAGAAUACAAUUUUCGAUCCCUAGAAUACCACCAAUUGAUAAGGAAAAGCAAAGGAAAAGCAAACAAUAUUUGGCAGAGUAGGCCUACUAGGCUAAAGCCAACAUUUUAAAUGAGUGAUUCGAAAGAACCAGAUAUUGGCUCAUGCUACCAGCUCCUGCUGGUCAAGUCUUUCUAAUGUAGACGAUUCGAUAGUGUUUACGUUCAUUAGAGUAGCCUACCUUUAAUGGGUUUGCAAGAUUGCACUAUAUUUUAGAUGUCAUUCAAAUGCAAUCGAAAAUAGUUUAAUGUAGGCCAAUAGCCUUGGCCUUUAUACAUCUACAAUCCUGUCAGUGAUUGAACGGAGAAUCGGAUAGGCCUACAAUAAAAUAUGUUAAACACAAUAUUUCAUGUCAUGUCACAGGAACAAAUAUGGCAAGUCAAGUAACUUUCUAAUCAAUCGAACACAUUGACUUGUUGAAUAGGCCUAUUUCCAAAAGUGUAAGGGCAAGGAUUUAGCACUCAAUUUCUAAAUAGUCGAAGUUGUAUCAGAAGGUCGAUAUAUUGCACUGAAAUAACAUUAUUGUUAUUAUUGUUAUUAUUAUUUACAAACGUUAUUAUUUAAUGCAUUAUUUUGUCUAUAAUAACUAAUAAAUGCAAUUAUUUCCACUAAGGGUCCCCAGAGUCGUCAACAUGUGUUGCAUUUUUCAUUGAAAGUGAAAGUUAAAACUUUGUAUUUAAACAAUGUGUGUGUGGUAAAAUAAAAUGAUAAUACAUUAAA